Centruroides sculpturatus (bark scorpion) is the source of this 1807-nucleotide messenger RNA. Its product is annotated as neuronal membrane glycoprotein M6-a-like. The transcript is spliced from 8 exons. The record is from RefSeq and is a predicted model, not a curated record. Bases 248 to 1003 code for a protein of 251 amino acids. Gene Ontology annotation, cellular component: plasma membrane. NCBI's taxonomy places the organism in Eukaryota, Metazoa, Arthropoda, Arachnida, Scorpiones, Buthidae. Gene Ontology annotation, biological process: neuron projection development.
UUUCACGGAAACUUUCCUCUAAACUUUCGAAACUCGACGAAGUAAAUUAACGACGAAAGCUGGGAAUUCUAUUGUAUUAAUGCCUUUUACGUGGUAGCGAUUAUUAAUCGAUUAUAAGAAACGUUAAAUGGGCAAGGUGCGGUCGGGGUGUUUACCUUCUCGAUGGAUGGCGUAGAGCGUUAACUCGUCGUUCUGGAUAGUUACACUCCGAAGAUCCGAUCCGACGACAAGAUAUAAAGAGUCCACUAUGGGUAAAUGUAUGAAAUGUCUACUGAGGGUGCCGUACGCUACUCUGAUAGCCACCAUCCUGUGCUGCGCCAGUGCCGGCGUCUUUAUGGGAGCCCUUUACAAGAUCAUGUCUCUCUCGCUGCGGAUGUUAGAGAACCACUUCGCCUUUCACUUCAAUUGGUUGAAGGACCUGCACAUUGUCUUCAUCGCCGCCGGUGCCGUGAUGGGACUGAUAAGUCUGGUGAUGCUGAUCGUUGGGAUACUGGCUACGGGCUCCACCCGAUCCAAAGUGUACAGAGGAUGGAGGGCGAGGCUGGGAGGAAGAAUUUCCUGUGCCGUGUUCAUGGCCAUCACUUAUGUUCUGGAACUGGCGUGGAUCCUCAUUGUGGUCUGCAUGGCAGUCGUGUCGUUCGUGUUCUACAUACUGGCCCACCUGUGCAAUAAUUCGAAACCGGGCGAAGGCAACGACGGUGUCAUAGAUCUUUCCCAAUUUAAUUUUCUUUUUCCGAAAGAUACGAACGUUGACAAACUAAAAUUCACCGAAGAAAACGGAGAUCGGACCAAGCUCUGCAUACAGAUGGUGGAACCAUCAUUGAAACUCGUCAUUCUGUCUUUAAUAGCUUCCAUUUUAGUCGUUUUAAGUUUGGUCCAUUACUUAAUGUGUCUGUCGGCCAACUAUGCUCGCAUCAAGGACCACGAGAAGCUGAGAGACCUGCAAGAAUUACAAUAUCUUCAAGACACAGAUCCUGGAACCAUGCCUCGUGACAGGUUUUAGGACAUAAGCCAAGAAAUUUUUAAGAAGGGAAGGAGAGAACAGAUACCUGCCAAAUUGUAAAUUUGCAGAUACCAGGUCCGGUAUUUCAUACGGACCCAAACUAGGAUGUUUCUUCCCCGUCAAAGGGAUGCCUUCUUUUCUUAAAAAUUUCUUGGCGAUUCUCGAUUAAUCCACAAAAUAUGGCAGACAUUCCAAAGAUUGGAAUGUAAUUUGGUGCAUAAAGGGAAUGAUUGUGCCAAUCCGACGAAGUGCGUGCUUGGAAUUAUGCGUAUUCAAAUCAGUUACGUGCUUUGAAUACACACAAACUCCACCGCAACUGUACGGACUGGAUUGUUGUAUAAUGUAAGUGCACAAGUUUGUACAAAAUUAGUAAUUUUUCUUUAAUUAAAAUCAAAUAUUUUACUUUUCUAAUGAGCAAAACACUCGAUAAAGAAAUCUCACCGAUCUCCAAACAUUUUCCGGUUUUUUAAAGCAUACUGGCAUCAAGUAAUCCCUGUGGUUCUCUGUUUCUUUCGGUCUUUCUGUGACUCCGCGAUUACGGUCUGGGCCUGCGCCAAUUUUUCCAUCAAGUGAGAUGGUAGCUGACUGUUCUGGAAAUAUCUGGAUAAAAGAAAAAAAAUCAAUUAUUACUCUAGAACCCCAAUGUAAAUACGUAUAAAAUUACUACUUUUUAUAUUGUCGGAGGUGUUGUACUUACAAUUUUAAGUGCGUAACACAAUUUUAGCAAGUAUUUACAAAAUAACGCAUUGUAAUUGUUAAAUUUGAAAGCAUAAUUGUCUAUUUUUAACCGUUUGACUUUAAUCC